Molecule: messenger RNA, 1690 nt
Organism: Zophobas morio
Lineage: Eukaryota; Metazoa; Arthropoda; Insecta; Coleoptera; Tenebrionidae
Exons: 3
Coding region: 173-1627 (484 amino acids)
Molecular function (GO): protein binding
Source: RefSeq, a predicted model, not a curated record
AGUUGGGGACGGGGGAAAAGAGGUAGUUUCCUGCGGGCAUUGACACAGACCACAUCCUUAAAUUAGUGAUCACUUAGACAAAAAAAAUCAAAAUGUUAAUCUUAAGUGUGUUAAUCAGUUAAGUGCGUGCGAGUGUUGGAAAUUAGGGCCUCAACAAACUACAUAUCUAAAGAUGAGCCGCCACCCCUACAGCAUCACCCCCGAAGAACUAAAAACCUUAGUCAACGCAGCACGCCGCGACGCCCUCUACAUAGUCAAGCGGUACCCCCGAUUCAAGCUAGACAUGGUGAAGUACAGAUGCAACGACGACCUCCUCCACAUAGUAACUGUCGCCAAAUCAAAAAACAUUUUCAGGUACUUGUUAUCCCUCCCCAACUACCCCACCGACAACAUAAACCCCUUCGGCGAAACACCCCUAGAGCUCGCAGUCCAGUGCAGCUGCAUCAACUUCGCAAUAACCCUACUAAAAAGAGGCGCAAACGUCAACCAUAUCAACCCCAAGACGAUGGUACCCAUCCUGGAACUACCCUUCAAGCAAGUGGCCAAAACCGCGUCCCGACCAGAAAAGCGGUACAUUCAUGAAGAGCUAAUCCAUUGUUUGUUGUACUGGGGUGCAGACCCUUUGUCCCAAUACGAUCAUCCUCGGUACUUCGAAGUUGCCGUGAAGUUCGGGAGUUCGUCUCUGGCAGAAACCAUGUUUCUGUACUGCUUUGACAAACACUCGAGGUACCCCUUGAUUAGUGUGGGGACUUUGAUCCUGCUAGCGUUCAGGAAGUGUUGGUACUUCUUUGACGUCCUGGAGGCUUGUGACGAGGUGGUUUUUGCCCAAGGCGACGAUCGGUACAUCAAGAAGUUGUUUAUGAUGCAGCCGAAUUACUUAGAUGCUUUGGCGACGAAAUGUAGUACCAUUUUAGAACAACUCCUGCUUUGUUUCCACUCCACGUCUUUCACUCUUCAUACUGUCACCUACACGUUCCUGGACGACUCUCUAGCGAAGUGUUCGCUAGAGGAGUUGGACGUUUUGUUCCAAAGCAAACUAAGUCCGUGUUUUAUCGACUGUGUUAAGACCUCCUCGAGUACUUAUUUGUUCAAAGAACUAUCUGAACAAUUGAGACUGUCCACAGUUACCCAGUUUUUGUGUUUUCUGAUGUCCUACGGAAUGGACGUUGACGAACAGUGCUUGCACACCGUAUACGGUAGACAAGGCUGUUGCGAACUCUUUUCCAUAAUGACCAAUAUGGAUGUGAUAAAAUCGGCGAGGAUCGCCCAUAGAGAAUUAGUUCCUUCAUUGAUCUGUGAUAUGACUUUAGAUUUAGAUAGGUUAGUUGAGAACUUCUCGAGGUACACGAUUUGGCCGAGAGGAGUGGUUGAUCUCCUUUCGUUUUCGGCUCUCCCGAAGUUAAAAGUUCGCUGUUUAGCGAUAGAACGGGACGACGAAAUUGAGGAUAAACUUGCAACUUUACCUGAUGUGCCUUCGUUGCAAGAGUUAGCGAGAAAUGAAAUGAGGAGAUUUUUGAUUGAAAAACACAAUAUUAGGACGAUUAGGGAGUACACGAUGUGCGUUAGGAGUCUUCCGGUGUAUACCAUGUGCGAGGAAAUUUUGAGGUUUAUUUAUCCUUUGUACUAAAUUUGUUUUGGUUUUUGAUUAUUUAUAUAGGUUUAGGUUUUUUGAAAUUUUAUUCAAUGUGAG